Messenger RNA from Gossypium raimondii (Peruvian cotton), 1585 nucleotides. RefSeq names its product F-box/LRR-repeat protein At3g48880. The record is from RefSeq and is a predicted model, not a curated record. The coding region runs from base 266 to 1183 and encodes 305 amino acids. The transcript is spliced from 4 exons. NCBI's taxonomy places the organism in Eukaryota, Viridiplantae, Streptophyta, Magnoliopsida, Malvales, Malvaceae. Gene Ontology annotation, molecular function: protein binding.
UUAAUUGGAAGCACUAAGCUAAUAGACAUGUAAAAGGAUAUUCAGUUUAUGGUUGUAAAUUGAAAUUUCAAUAUAGAAGAUUUAUGGUGGUAUAAGUUAAGAGACUGUAACUGCUUCGUUCUCCAGCAAUUCAGACAAAACCUAUCUCCCUACCACAACAGAACAAAUCCAAUCUCCACGAUUAUUUAAGGCCAAACCUAGAUCAACGUGUACCGGGUUUGGUGAUGCUGUGAAACUCGUUUGAGAUAUUGAAGAAGCUAGUGGAAUGGAAGAAAGUGACCGCGUUGCGAGAAGAUGGGAGGACUUGGACAUUGAUAUCUUGGUGAAGAUCUUCCAGUCUUUCGACAUCGUUGAGUUAACUUCAGGCAUUGCUACAGUCUGCACAUCUUGGCGUAUGGCCUGUUGUGAUCCUCUACUUUGGAGAACACUUGAUUUAUCGAUGAUGAAGUCAAAUUUCAUCAAGAUUCCAUUGGAGCCUUAUGUAUAUGUGGAUGCUCGUUCUGACAAGACAUUGAAUCAUUUGUUGAAGACAUCUUUGAGUCUCAGCCAAGGAAACAUAAUGACCUUGAUUUUUCACUUCAAUCUAUAUGUCAGCGAUGAUCUAUUGACCUAUACUGCUGAAAGGUGCCCACGCCUCCGACGUCUUGUAAUGCCAGCUUGGAACAGAAUAAAGAAAACAGGAAUAUGCAAAGCUAUUCGCAUCUGGCAGGAUCUCGAAUCUCUAACAAUGCCUAGCAUAGCAAACCCUCCAUAUCUCUUGGAAGAAAUUGCCAAUAAUUGCAAGAAUUUCAGUGAACUCAAAGUGAUGGGACCUUUCGACAACUUCUUUGCGGCUACAAUAAUAACGUAUCUACCAAAGGUAAGGGUUUUGAGCCUCCGUUGCUCAAUGCUUGUGAAGGAUACCUUGAUCUCCAUCUUGGAUGAGUUGCGAAACCUAGAAGUGCUUAACAUUUCUCACUGCCUUUUGAUUGAAAUACCGCCUCCUCCUGCCCCAAGAAGAAUUAUGAGGGAGCUUGAUCAGUGUAUUCUUGACAAGGCAUCUCGGUUACGUGAAUUUCUAACAUGCAUGAAAGAUUCAUGCAUCAUGUGUCAACGAACUAGAAACGAUGAAGGGCUUAUGAGGUGGUAUAAGUAUGAAGAAGGAGUAUGGAAAGCUGAUGAGGUGAGCUCACUUUCCCUUUGAUUUGAGCCGUUUUGAGUUUGUAUUGACGAGGAUGAGAUAUGUACAAUUCGAUAAAAGCUCGUUCUCAUUUUCGUGAUGGAUAGCUCUUGUGCGCUUAUGUGGUUGGGUAGGAAGCAUAGCUUACUUUCCGUCUUUGGUUAAUGUAUUUCCUUGUAUGCUGUAAACAAAAUAAGUUGUUGAAUGCUGAUAGUUGAGAAGUGUCAUUUAUCAUGCAUAAUGUUUCGUUUGGAAGGUUGUAGGUCUAGCUCGCGGAAUAGGCAUCUAUAUCUCAUUACUGUAUAUAUGGUCCGCUUUUUUUCGAUUUACAUAUGAUAGGAUCUUUGUUUAGGUAGAUUCCGGAAUGUGGAUUUGUAGACAGUUGGAAAGGAAAACAUUAAUCAAUAUUCAUGGAUUCUUAUUUUA